GCAAUAUUCGGUGAGCUCUGGAUCUUCCCGGUAGGAGGAGAAUGACUGCUGUCAAGGUAUGCCUUCUGGCCUCUCUGCUGGUUGCAGCAGUAUUCCUCGUUGCUGCGAAAGACUCUCCUAAAGUGCGAAUCGACUCGGGAUUUGUAGUGGGCACGCGGGUCCAAGCUGGCGGAAAAGAAGUGGACGCCUUCCUCGGAAUACCGUAUGCCGAGCCUCCAAUCGGUGAGCUUCGUUUCCGAAGACCUCGGCCUGUAUCUCCGUGGGAAGGUCCGUACAACGCGACAUCAAAGCCAAGCCCCUGUCGGCAAGUACCAUUCGACUUGCUUGGCCCUCUGGCGCUCGACUAUUCGGGUGCGUCAGAGGACUGCCUCCACGUCAACGUGUGGCGGCCAGCCAGAGGCCAGGAGUGUGCAACUACGCGGAAAAGUGCUGCCUGCCGUAAUGUGCCGCUUCCCACAGUUGUUUUCAUCCACGGCGGUGCCUUUCAGUGGGGCGACUCAGCGCUUUUUCUGUACGACCCCGCAAACUUUGUCGCCCUCGAGGGCGACGUCGUGUUCGUGACCUUCAAUUAUAGGGUCAGCAUGUUUGGCUUCUUGGACGCCCAAGAUCCCGAGUCUGGAGGAAACUUGGGUCUGUGGGACCAAAACCUUGUGCUCAAGUGGGUAAACAACAAUAUCGCGCACUUUGGAGGAGAUCCCGCCCGGAUCACCUUGUGGGGACAAAGCGCUGGCGCCAUGUCAGUAGCGCUGCAUGCACAGUCUUCUCACAGCGUGGGCCUUUUCCAGAAGGCCAUUAUGCAGAGCGGCGCGCCCUUCUCCUUGAUUUUGAACAAGGUCUUCAACACGCGAUCCAGUUUUAAUAACAUAGUGUCAAUGUUGAAAUGCUCCAACAUCACUAACGAAAGCGCAGGUGAUCAGCUACGCGACAUAAUGUACUGCCUUCGACAAGCGGAGGCUUCGAGCGUCUUCGAAGAGAUACAGUCAACGCGCAUUCUUCAUCGAUGGUUUGUCCCUAUCGAGAACGAUACUUUCUUCCCGCACCCGUUCAUGACUGCGAGCUCUUGGGAAAAAUUUGGAGUGCGGGACGUCCUGAUUGGCACAACGGCGAACGAAGGUACCAUGUUCUACAAUUUGGUACUCAGAGCCUUCCCAGCACUGUCAGAUGCGCAACCAGACGAGCACAGAAUGCUAGGAGCCGCCGCACUGUCGAUGAUGUUUGAAAUGCCGUUAUCCAAAGCACGGCUGCUCGCUGACAUGUAUUACGGUGAAGACGAUGCCAAUCGCACGUACGAGCAAGCCAGGGACAUUACAGCUGAAAUCGUCGGGGACGUAUUUCUCGACUGCCCGACGGAACUGUUUGCCGAUGCCGCUGCGAUGGAUGGAGUUCAUGUGUACAGAUACCUGUUUGCUCACAAGGCUUCUCACAGCUUCGUGCCGGCGUGGAUGGGUGUGGCGCAUGGCGCAGACUUGCUAUACACGCUCGGAUCGCUGCCCCUUAUGAAAGACAAAAGACGCUACACAGAACCCUUGGGUAACGUAGGCAAAAGGUUCCUGCAGACUCAGGACUACACAAAGGAUGAAGAGAUGUUCAUGAAGGAGAUGGUCGAAGCUUUCGCCCACUUUAUACGGAACGGCAAACCAAAGUUUCCUUCAGCCGGGUUCGAAUGGCCAGCAUACACAGCAGAGAGUCGUCAGCUCCUCGUUCUGAAGCCGCGAAACUACUCCAUCAUGCAAGCGUCGAAGACGGAGAUCUGUGAUUUGUGGAAGAAGGCUGUCGCAACAAGCGACGGAAGCACGGAACUACCGCUCGCAGCACAACUACCAAGAGAGCCGCAGAAUUCGACGCCUCCGAAGAAAAAGUGGUCAGGAGCGAAGCCUUCUACAUCAGCAUCGUCUAUGAUAUUGCCAUGGGAACUGUUCACUGUUCUUAUUACACUUUGUCUUCUUUAG
This is a messenger RNA of Dermacentor albipictus, 1949 nucleotides long. NCBI's taxonomy places the organism in Eukaryota, Metazoa, Arthropoda, Arachnida, Ixodida, Ixodidae. The record is from RefSeq and is a predicted model, not a curated record.